AUGUAUCCGAAUGAAGAACAUCUAAAUUGCUUGGAUCAAUUUAGAUUUAUUGACGGUCGUAGAUACCAUAACGAAGAUAAUGCAAAUUAUUAUUUCCCUAAUGAUAAGCAAGAAUCCGAUAGAUUACGAACUCAGCAUUUUUGGGUUUAUGAAGUCUGGAAAGGAAACUUUUCUUCACCAAUAAAACAGAAAUUAGAAAAGGGAAAUAUGACUGUGCUUGAUAUUGGAUGUGGUGAUGGAACUUGGAUUCUUGAUUGUAGUGCCAUAUAUCCAAAUUCAACGUUUGUUGGUGUUGACUUUUCUCCAAUGUUUCCAUCACCAAGUAGCUGUCCUCCCAAUGUCGGCUUUCUACAACACAACGUUCUCGAAGGAUUACCAUUCCCUGAAAAUACUCUUGACUUUGUAUUUAUGAGAUUUAUGUCUACAUUUACUCAACGAGAUUGGGAACAAUUGAUGAGUGAGGUUAUAAGAGUCCUCAAAUUUGAUGGAUGGGUAGAAAUUAUGAAUUUUGCUCCAGAAACUACAAAUAUUGGCCCUGCAUCAAAACUACUGUAUCAUAGCUUUUUUGAAUCAAAAAAUAUCAAACUUCAUUCAAGUUUCGAUAUAAAAUCCUUGUUUGAAAAAUCGAAUCGUAUCACAGAUAUUGAUUGUGAUGAACGGAGUAGUCCGAUAGGAAAAUGGGCUGGUAGAGUCGGACAAGUUGCCUUAUUAAAUAUCCAAUGUGGUCUUAUGGGUUUCAAACCAUUUUUAGCUCCAUUUAUGAACAUAUCAGAUGAACAAUUUAAACAUUUAAUUGAUAAAUUAGAUGUUGAA
Messenger RNA from Cetraspora pellucida, 813 nucleotides. NCBI's taxonomy places the organism in Eukaryota, Fungi, Glomeromycota, Glomeromycetes, Diversisporales, Gigasporaceae. The record is from the annotation of a GenBank genome assembly.